AUGUCUGCUCAUCUGGAAUCAGGCAUCACACCUGCCCAUACCGAUCUCACUCUCACUCUCACGAUGAACGCACCCGCACCCGCAGCGCCAUCGAGGACCAGGACGAAAAGGAAGAGUAUCGAUCGACAGACCAAGUUGGCACACCUCCAGCUCGUGUCAAAGUACUUUGACUAUUCGAACUAUUCGCUGCCGCGCGCGGAAGGAAGCCAGCAGCCCAACCCAUACAGGAGGGCAGGGCACAGUUUCACGGAACAGACGGACGAAGACAUGGAUGCGAUGGAGGCUAGGCCGUCAACGACGAUGACCUCCAGGUCGUUCUCCCGUCACCAGAGCAGGUCGUCCGUGGUCUCCAACUGCUCAACGCCCAGCCUGAUUGAUGACCACUCUGACUCUGAAGUGUCACCCGAUGAUGACUAUCAGUACCACGCCUCGACAUCUCAGCUGUGGGACAGCUUUUGGGUGGCUGGGGAUCAACCCCAUGACUUUGAAGAUCCUCACCACCACGACCAUGACCAGCCACCAAAGACACCGCGGAAAGGUCACGGUGUACCAAAGGCCCGGUAUCCCGCCCUCAUCCCGUCACCACAUAUUCGUCGCACCAAGAAGGCAAGCACUAUCAACUACGAUGACGACCCUCUGCCGCCUAAGCCCAUUGAAUACACCACCAUCGUGAAGCAGCCCACGUUGCCGGCGCAGCAGCCUCCCAGCCUCCCGAAGGGUCGCAACGUGACGUCCGUCGCCGAGAAGCGCACAACGAUCAGGGCUGUUAAAUCAUCCUACAGCCUCUUCCCCAGACCUCAUCAGGCCUCAUACACCUCCACGACGACGACUACCACCACAACAACCAAAUCAUCGUCAGCAACAACGACAGCGACAUCCUCUUUUGUUGUCCCACCACCGCGCACCUCCUCCCUACCUGCUGCUGAAUCCCCCACGCCUAAGCCUCGCAAGACCUCGCGGCCAUCACCCAUCCACACACACUCGGCGCCUAUCCGCCUACUAUCCGGCGCCACCCUAAUCGGUACUCUAUCUCCAGCCCUUCGCACAUCGUCCUCGUUCGCCAUGCUUCCCCGCACAUCAACCUCCUCCGCCCGCACUAUGGGCGGUUCUCUCGUCUCGGAUCCAACGACAGUCAAGUCCACGCUGCCCAACUUCCCCUCCACCAACCUCGCCGAUCUCGUCCAUCCUCGCUCCGCACCUCUGCCUCCCUGCCGCCGGACACCCUGCGAACCGUCAUCCGCCGCCCCAUCAGCCUCGUUCUUCGAUUUUGACUCCUCAGACUCAGAGUCAGAUGAUAGCCCUCCCAUUGCACGCCUCGUCAAGUCUCGCCGCGCUGCUACUUUUAAGCCCGCCAGCCCGCGCCGUAGCGGCGACGCGCCCCGCCCACGCCGCAAAUCUCUAGUGGCCUGGCGUGCCGCCGACGACACCGAGGAGCAUCGCGCCCGCGACGUGUUUGGCCGCAUGUUUGGCCGGGGCUCCCGGGGCCACAGUUCAUAA
Molecule: messenger RNA, 1497 nt
Organism: Verticillium nonalfalfae
Lineage: Eukaryota; Fungi; Ascomycota; Sordariomycetes; Glomerellales; Plectosphaerellaceae
Exons: 1
Coding region: 1-1497 (498 amino acids)
Source: RefSeq, a predicted model, not a curated record